AUGUUGAAACGAUUUAAGUCGAAUGGAAAGACAAAAGCUGCUCAGAGUAUCGGAUUAGUCCCGAUGGAUCUCAAUUCCCAAGAACAGAUCACUGCACCCAUCAAUCAAACUUUCACCCUCUUCCCGAACCUUCCUCUCAAGCUCCAGCGCAAAGUAUGGGAGUUUGCUGCCGUCCCAAUUCCGCGAGCGAUUGAAAUCCAAAGCAAAUUCAAAGAAACACCAUCAAAUACGUAG
Molecule: messenger RNA, 234 nt
Organism: Botrytis sinoallii
Lineage: Eukaryota; Fungi; Ascomycota; Leotiomycetes; Helotiales; Sclerotiniaceae
Exons: 1
Coding region: 1-234 (77 amino acids)
Source: RefSeq, a predicted model, not a curated record